Dreissena polymorpha is the source of this 746-nucleotide messenger RNA. Its product is annotated as bifunctional endo-1,4-beta-xylanase XylA-like. The record is from RefSeq and is a predicted model, not a curated record. The coding region runs from base 207 to 638 and encodes 143 amino acids. The transcript has 6 exons. Lineage: Eukaryota; Metazoa; Mollusca; Bivalvia; Myida; Dreissenidae.
UGUUUGAAUACGUACAAUAAUGAAUCGAUUGAAGCAAUAUAAGAACGGCCGUUGUUAGUGCCGACAAAAUGUUAAUUGUUAAUUAAUAUACACUCACGUUCGAAAGGCUACGCGCUUUUUAUUAAUGUAUAUAAGAUGGAAGGUUUGCAUUGGAGUUACACAAACCAAAAUCCGUCAUUUCAACUGGUACACAUAUUUGCAAGAAGAUGAUGCGUAUGUUAAUGUUCAUCUGCGUGAUUGGCGUGGCGAACGCCGUUUCCAUCGGUCGAUACCGAAGGGGUGGUGACAACUGGUACGGGGGCCAGUGGAAUGAGGAAGAGAACGGCAACUGGUGGGGAAACAACUGGGAGAUGGAAAAUAACUGGAAUGGGGACAACAGCAAUUGGAGAAGGGGAAAUAACUGGUAUGGGAACAACAAGAACUGGAUGAGAGGAAACAACUGGUAUGGGAAAGACAACAACUGGAAUAGGGGAAGCAACUGGAACAAUAUGUGGAACGGAUAUGGAGAAAACUACAAAAACGGAGCCUAUGAACGUGAAUACGAUCAGGAACGAAACAAUUACCAGAACUAUGAAAAUAGUAAGGAGUACUACAGAGACAAACGCUCCGGUGGAGAUGGCGGUUACAAAAAGAAGUAGGACAUGAACACUGGUGAACUUCCUGGAAGACCUUGACGGGACCCCUUUGUAGGAACCUCAUUCGAUUCAAUGAUAUGUUUAGUUAACUAAUAUAUGUUUCGAAAUACA